UAUUGGCGCGCCGUGCGGGACAAAGGCACUCCAUUCGCAUUGCACCCCAGCAAGCACACCAACCACACCGCCACCAUGUACAAGCUCGCCGUCUUUGCCCUGUGCAUCGCCGCCGCCUCGGCUGGCUUCAUCGGCGCCCCCGUGGCCGCCCCCCUGGCCUACUCCGCCCCUCUGGCGUACGCCGCCCCCGCGGUCCACGCCGCCCCCGUGGCCUACGCCGCCCCCGCACCCAUCGUCAAGACCAUCGCCCCCGUGGCCACCUCCUACCAGAACACCUACAAGAUCUCCCGCUCCGCCGUGGCUGUUGCCCCCGUGGCCUACGCCGCCCCCGCCCCCAUCGUUAAGACCGUGGCCGCCCCCGUCGCCUACGCCGCCCCCGCUGUCCACGCCGCCCCCCUGGCCUACGCUGCCGCCCCCGCCUACCACGCUGCCCCCCUCGGCUACGCCGCCGCCCCCGCCUACAUCCACUAAUUUAUUGACAAACGCGAAGAAAUAAAAAGAACAAAAACACA
This is a messenger RNA of Frankliniella occidentalis (western flower thrips), 512 nucleotides long. Its product is annotated as cuticle protein 21-like. The record is from RefSeq and is a predicted model, not a curated record. The transcript has 2 exons. Lineage: Eukaryota; Metazoa; Arthropoda; Insecta; Thysanoptera; Thripidae. The coding region runs from base 76 to 471 and encodes 131 amino acids.